Ochotona princeps (American pika) is the source of this 2501-nucleotide messenger RNA. It is a transcript of the gene NUDT9, whose product is annotated as nudix hydrolase 9. Gene Ontology annotation, cellular component: mitochondrion. The transcript has 8 exons. The record is from RefSeq and is a predicted model, not a curated record. Lineage: Eukaryota; Metazoa; Chordata; Mammalia; Lagomorpha; Ochotonidae. Bases 872 to 1774 code for a protein of 300 amino acids. Gene Ontology annotation, molecular function: ADP-ribose diphosphatase activity.
CAUUCUGGCAGUGAGCUUGUUUGGAGGCCUCCGUUUUAAGGGUGCCCGUUGGAAGCCCACCAGCGCACAGUGAAAUCUUGCAGAAUUUGGUGUUCAAAAAAAUGGUCGUUCAACCUUGAUUCACCUGGCUUUUCAGAUGAUUUUAUGUCGAUGUCUGUGUCAGACCACUGAAACAAGGUAUCACGGCCUUAAAAAAUGGAAUAUCCGUUCUGUUAACAGGAUAUUGAAUAUGUAAAGUGAAAGAUUACAAGCUGCAUUGGCCUAUCUGGCUUUCCAACUUCGCUCCUUCAGCAUUACUGCUGGGCGUUUUCUCUGCUUCUGCCCAAGGCUGCACGUCCUUGUUUUACCCCUGGCGUGUUGUGUUUACUCCUCCACAGGCUCCCAAGGGCCAACCCCCGCAAAACCCUAGUGCAAACUGUCAACUGCAGCGAACUGGGUUUAAAAAGAGUAAAGAGCCCCAAAGCGACGGUUUCACUUCUCUUCUGCCUCUUCCUCCGGGGUCCACAGUUGCAGACAGACGCAAGGCUGAGUUAGGACAGGCAGGACAGCCCCGGGCUUUGCCACCCCUGCUCCUGCACUCCCCCCCCUCCACCGCCAGUCCCCGGCGCCAUCGCGGUUCUGGGUCCCUCAUGGUGGGCACCUCCCCUCGCCGCGGCCAACCCGGCGUGGCGGUGGGCACCGGGAAGUCGGCGCAGCGCAGCGCUCGCUUUGCGGCGCGACCGUAAAGCGCCGUCUUUCUCCGGGGACGUCGCCGAAGCCGAGUCGCCGCCGCGUUUGUCAUCCGCCCCGGGAGGCUGCCGCCCUGGUGGCUUUCCGCUUCUCCUAAGGAGACUCAUUUUCAUCCUGUUGGAUUCAUCUUCAUUGCAACAAUAUGUCUGAGUCUAACAGUGCCAAAAACAAUUUCCACAAGAAAGCGCGGACAUCUCCAUACCCAGGCUCAAAAGUGCAGCGUAGCCAGGUUCCUGACGACAAGGUGGGCUGGCUGGUGGAGUGGCAGGACUACAACCCUGUGGAGUACACGGCAGUGUCUGUCCUGGCUGGACCCGAGUGGGCGGAUCCUCCGAUCAGUGAAACCAACUUUUCUCCCAAAUUUAACGAAAAGGAUGGGCACGUUGAGAGAAAGAGCCAGAACGGCCUGUAUGAGAUUCAAAAUGGAAGACCUAGAAAUCCUGUAGGUCGGACAGGACUGGUUGGCCGUGGGCUUUUGGGACGGUGGGGCCCAAAUCAUGCUGCAGAUCCCAUCAUAACCAGGUGGAAAAAAGAUGGCAGUGGAAGUAAAGUCACCCACCCUGUUUCUAGGAAACGCGUCUUACAGUUUGUUGCAAUAAAACGAAAAGACUGUGGAGAAUGGGCAAUCCCAGGGGGCAUGGUGGAACCAGGAGAGAAGAUUAGUGCUGCACUGAAAAGAGAAUUUGGUGAGGAAGCUCUCAACUCCUUACAGAAAUCCAGUGCUGAAAAGAAAAAAAUAGAGGAACAAUUGCACCGACUCUUUAACCAAGACCAUCUAGUGAUAUAUAAGGGAUAUGUUGAUGACCCUCGAAACACUGAUAAUGCCUGGAUGGAGACGGAAGCUGUGAACUACCAUGAUGAAACAGGUGAGGUCAUGGAUAAUCUUACCCUGGAAGCUGGAGAUGAUGCUGGAAAGGUGAAAUGGGUGGACAUCAGUGACCAACUCGAGCUGUAUGCCAGUCACUCUCAGUUCAUCAAGCUCGUGGCUGAGAAACGGGACGCGCACUGGAAUGUGGAGUUGGAAGCUGACUGCCAGGGGUUGUAGCUGGUGGCCCCUGGGAGCCAGAGGUCAGCCAUCCAGGGAGUAUGUGCAAGAAAAGGCGUGGUACAGCGCUCAGACCACAGAAUUGGACAAGGUAGCUGGUUGGCCUGUGCGCUUUCAAAGCUUCCCAGUUAGAAGGUCUUGUAUGAACUUGGACUGAGUAAAUACGAAACAAAACACGGAAUUUUCAGCUUUCUGGUCAAAAGAUAAAAGAAUCAUCAUUCUAGUUUUGCCUGCUUUAAACCACAGUUAACAUUUCCUUCCUUUGAAGAAUGCUGAUUAGAAUAAGUUCCUGAUCAGCUGUGACUGCUGCUUUUGCUUUCUCUCUGGGUCCUGACCAGCGGCAAAUGCACCUGCUCAUCUGAGACCUCAGAGUCCCAGCACCUCAGGCUCCUCCUGGAGCAGCAUCCCUGACUGCGCUCACUCUCAGCCUGGCUGUCCUUUAAGUUAUUUGCUUCACAUUUUGCUUUGUAUGAUUUUAUACUCAAGUUCAUUUCGAAAGCAGAAACUGAUGUGUGCUUGACUAUAGUCAUCUAUUUUAUGAUCAUUUCAGUUAUCCUUAUAGUCAAUAAAAAUUAAAAUUGAAUAAGCAUUUAUACCCUCCUUCUCAGCCAAUCUGAAUUUUAAAAAUAUGUCCAAGGAAUUAGCAAUAUAAAUAUAUUUUAUUUCAUUCUGUCCUUAACUGCUGUAUAAGGCAAUUUAAAAAUAAAUAUUCUUAAAGGAAUUAAAA